AUGGGACGACAGUGCUACAGUUUAUGUACGGCCGUGUGCGAGGCAAAUGCCCUCCCCACUAUACUUCGCUCCGGCCCCAAAUACACAUAUUUGGACUGCAAAAGGGAUCCUAAGUGUUCCUGUGACACUGGGGGUGCCUGCAUAUGUGCUGGGGCCUGCAAGUGUAAAGACUGCAAAUGCACCUCCUCCAAAAUUAGGUGCUGCUCCUGCUGCCUUCUGAACCAUGCCAAAUGUGCCCAGGGCUGAACCUCCAAAGGGGCAUCAAGCAAGAGUAGCUACCAUGCCUGAAGUUGGGGACACGGAGUUUGAGUGUAACUAGAGCAAAAAGCCAACAACUGCCCGUCCCUGUUGAACCUUGGUCUGUGGUUAGCUCCCGUCUUUGUUCAGUGAAAUGAGAGAGGAAGUGAAAAACGUAAGCAAGAGAUCGACCGGGUUACAGUACAGCGGGCAGGGCAGGGAGUUUGCC
Molecule: messenger RNA, 466 nt
Organism: Sorex araneus (European shrew)
Lineage: Eukaryota; Metazoa; Chordata; Mammalia; Eulipotyphla; Soricidae
Product: metallothionein-1-like
Exons: 2
Coding region: 1-246 (81 amino acids)
Molecular function (GO): metal ion binding
Source: RefSeq, a predicted model, not a curated record